AUGCAGUGGCAAAUUGGGAGAGGGGAUAUCAGUUUCUGGAAAGACAACUGGACUGGGAGAGGGCCCCUCGUCACCAGAGUGCUGCACCCCAUUCCAACUGGGCUGAAGGAUAUCCAAGUCAGGGACUACCUGGGGCGGGCAGGGCCUCUCCCUCCAUCAGCGGCCUUCAACUGCCUCCCUCAGGGUGAGAUUGACGCCAUAUUCCAAGGGGGAUUCUGCACGUUCGACGGCCCAAACGUCCCCUACUGGCCACUUGAUCCGUCAGGUGAUUUCUCGAUCAACUCUGCCUGGGUUUCAUGCAGAUCUCCUAGUCCGAUCGUGAGCUGGAGCUCCAAGCUGUGGUUCCCUCAGCUCCCGCCUAAGGUCUCCAUGCUGGUUUGGAGGACUCUCAAGGUUGUGGUCCCAGUGGAGUUAGUGGUUUAG
This is a messenger RNA of Magnolia sinica, 423 nucleotides long. RefSeq lists its product as uncharacterized. The transcript has a single exon. The record is from RefSeq and is a predicted model, not a curated record. Bases 1 to 423 code for a protein of 140 amino acids. NCBI's taxonomy places the organism in Eukaryota, Viridiplantae, Streptophyta, Magnoliopsida, Magnoliales, Magnoliaceae.